Dermacentor silvarum is the source of this 1380-nucleotide messenger RNA. RefSeq lists its product as uncharacterized. The coding region runs from base 1 to 1380 and encodes 459 amino acids. The record is from RefSeq and is a predicted model, not a curated record. Gene Ontology annotation, molecular function: catalytic activity. The transcript has a single exon. NCBI's taxonomy places the organism in Eukaryota, Metazoa, Arthropoda, Arachnida, Ixodida, Ixodidae.
AUGGAAGACACACCGACUCUGCCGGGGUAUCGAGCCUACUCGAGCCCGCCCAGCCCGCGAGAGCACGGCAAGGGAGCCGCACAGGGGGUGUGCACUUUCGUGCGAAAGGGACUCACCUCUAUACACCACGAGAACUUCCUGGGACGCCGCUCCAUCGAGCACUGCGUCACCGAAAUCGGGCUGGGUAGAAGAAAGCAAGAACCCAUAUUAUUGGCGAAUAUCUACAGCAAUCCCACACACGGGCAGCAGAAAUUCAAGGCACUACUACACAAGACUACAAAGACAAGCCCCAACGGCACGGUGGUGGUGUGCGGCGACUUCAACGCGCCACACGAAGAGCUGGGAUACAACCGCACCUCGGCCAAAGGACGAGACCUGCUGGAAGAAGCCUCAAACGCCGGCUUUGUGCUUUACACAGAUCCGGGCAACCCUACAAGAAUUGGAACGUCGACUACGAGGGACACAAACCCAGACCUCACUUUCGCUCGACUCUCCGGCAAAGCAAGAGGAACGGCGACCUGGCGCAACACUGGCCACAACCUGGGCAGUGACCACUACAUUAUAGAACUGAACAUACCUACAACGGUACACAACGACCAAAAGAAAUUCAAGCACAAGCUCACAGACUGGACGCGUUUCCGCGCAACCCUCGAUGAAGCCGACAACGACAUCGAAGACAUCGAGAAGUGGACGGAACGCGUAACCAAAGCAGCCGACUCGGUUACCGCCGAGCUGGACGUAGAAGAGGAAGUACCGCAAAUCGACAGCAAGCUGGCUUACAUGAUCGAGGCUCGCCAAUCCCUGCAAAGAUGGAAAAAGCAACGGCACAAUCGACGGCUACGGAAACGAGUCGCCGAGCUGGGUCGCGCCAUUGAAAAAUACAGCAGAGAACUAUGCACGCAGCAAUGGCACGCAACGUGCAGCGCUGCGGACGGACAACUACAUAAAGGACAGACUUGGAAGCUGUUGCGACACCUCCUGGACGAUAAAUCCACGAAAGGCCACCAGCAGCACAGGCUUGCCCAAACGAUCUACACUGCCGUCAAGACACUAGGCGAAGAGGAAGCCAGCAAGCGCAUCAAUGCCAAGUACCUCCCCACAGCGGCCACCCAGAUCCAUCCCGACCACAAUGGACCGCACAACCCAGAACUGGAUCGAGAGAUCGAAGAAUGGGAAGUCCGAGCGGUACUACAAGAGCUCAACUGCAAGUCGGCGGCAGGACCAGACCGGCUUCACAACCGGGCGCUGCGUAACCUCAACGAUGGGGCGAUCGCAGCACUCACAAGAUACUUCAACCAAUGCUGGAGAGAAGGUACCGAAACAAUGGAAGACGGCUCGCACGGUCCUCAUACCGAAGCCCGGCAAGCCACCCAACAUUGA